AUGGCUCCCAACAACCUCCCCGCGGCCUUCGCGCCCACCAGCCAGGACAUUGAGAUGCUUCUGGCUGCUCAGUGCCACCUCGGCUCCAAGAACCUCCAGGUUCACAUGGAGCCUUACCUCUGGAAGACCCGCCCGGAUGGUAUCAACGUCCUCAACAUUGGCAAGACCUGGGAGAAGAUCGUCCUCGCUGCCCGCAUCAUCGUCGCCAUUGACAACCCGGCCGACAUUUGCGUCAUCUCCGCUCGUCCCUAUGGCCAGCGUGCCGUCCUGAAGUUCGCCGCCCACACCGGUGCUGUCGCCAUUGCUGGCCGCUUCACCCCCGGUAACUUCACCAACUACAUCACCCGCUCCUUCAAGGAGCCCCGCCUGAUCAUCGUCACCGACCCCCGCACCGAUGCCCAGGCCAUCAAGGAGGCCUCGUACGUCAACAUCCCCGUCAUCGCCCUCUGCGACACCGACUCUCCCACCGAGUUCGUCGACGUUGCUAUCCCCACCAACAACAAGGGCCGUCACGCCAUUGGUCUUGUCUGGUGGCUCCUUGCCCGUGAGGUCCUCCGCCUCCGUGGCACCCUCGCCAGCCGUGAGACCGAGUGGGACGUCAUGACCGACCUGUACUUCUACCGCGACCCUGAGGCCGAGGAGAACAAGGACUCUGCCGGCGUUGAGGAGGCCAAGGUCCCCGGCGCUGACGAGGUCGGCACUGCCCCCGUUGAGGGUGGCUUCACCAACGAGUGGGAGGUCUCUGGCGCUGGUGCCGGCGCCUUCGCCGCCGCUUCCGGCACCGCUGGCGUCGCUGCCGGUGCCUCCUGGGACCAGGAUGGUGCUGACUGGGCUGCCUCCACCGCCGCCCCUGAGGGCGCCGCCGCUGGCUGGUCCGCUGACGCCGCCGCUGCCCCCAACACUGAGGGUCAGUGGUAA
Lasiodiplodia theobromae is the source of this 918-nucleotide messenger RNA. RefSeq names its product 40s ribosomal protein s0. Lineage: Eukaryota; Fungi; Ascomycota; Dothideomycetes; Botryosphaeriales; Botryosphaeriaceae. The record is from RefSeq and is a predicted model, not a curated record. The coding region runs from base 1 to 918 and encodes 305 amino acids. The transcript is spliced from 2 exons. Gene Ontology annotation, biological process: cytoplasmic translation; ribosomal small subunit assembly. Gene Ontology annotation, molecular function: structural constituent of ribosome. Gene Ontology annotation, cellular component: cytosolic small ribosomal subunit; 90S preribosome; ribosome.